UCGUCCCUACUGAUGAGGUUUUGGCUGCAAAAACAUCACAUCUAAUUAAUAGUAUUCUUACAAAGCAAAACUUGCAAUUGGACACAGAUUAUGUGCAAAAAGUGGUAUUUUGGCAUAUUCAGUGUUUCAAAACAUGCUCUGACAUGGUUGUACCUGAUUUACUAUACAACAUUCAGUGUAUUAUUCAAUUAAAUGUUGCUGCGAGUCAAAAGUAUUCAGAAGAAUUAAUAGGCAGCCAAGGAGUUUUAAACAGUUUUCUAGACACCAGUAAAUGUGGUCUGCCGAUAACACAAAACCAACUACACCUUUGCCUCAGUGUCUUAAAAUGCAUGUGUUCAAUAACUUCGGUGCCCGAUGAAAAUAAAGCAUCUGAACAACCAAACUUGAGUUCCGAGUUAAAGGAGCAAGUAUCACAAUUAGUUGUUAAUUUUUUGAUGAGAAUUACAAAAGGGCAAGAUGAAUAUCAGUAUUGUAAAGUGGUUGUUACUGCAUUAAGAGUGCUAUCUCAAAUCUAUUUCAAUGACCAGACCAUAUGUAUUCCACUACCAGAACUUAUGGGUAUUUCCCGUUACUUCCUUGUCUAUGGCCUUGUGGUUCAGGGCCUGAAGCCUGAGAAGAUCAUGCCAGCCCAGCAGACUAUUGCAACAGUACCUAAUACUAUCAAUCGGGAUACAAAGGGUGGUAAAAAACAAAAACUGCGCAAGCAGAGAAACAAUGCCAUUGAAAGUUUGAAAAAGGAAAUACCGGUAUCAGAAAAGAGUUUAAUGAGAGAGGUGGAAAAUUUCGAAAACAUCUCAACGUACCGACCGGCGAGUCAGAACUACUUGGAGCCGCAGAAGGCCAGGAACUAUUGGGUGCUGACCAGCGAUUCUGAUGCUUCGGAUGUUGAGAGCAGUCGAGAAGCUAAGCUGGUCGCUUUGAGGUCUAGGGUGAGACAGAGUGCUGCUAAUCUGUUAUUAGUGUUGACAAGGGUGAGCGAAAAGCGAGACAUUUUCGGAUACUGGUGGGCCCUGUUACCCGAUUCACCAGAAGUCGACAACUGGACCGCAACAGACGCAGCUAAGAAGACCUUAGCUUACUGCGCGGUCACUGACCCCACGUCUAAUAAUAGAGCUAGCGUGUUGAGCGUGAUUUUGGCGCUGCUCUCUGGGCCUAGGAUGUACUUGUCACAGGCUGAAGUAAGCAAAAAAGACAACGCCUCUUUCAUCCCCUUCUCCGUAUCUCUCGGCUACAUGAUCGACUGUCUGCACAAAGUAUUGACCACCAUAUUGGACAGCGAGCGAAGCCACGCGGUCGUACUAGUCGCGCUGAAGUGCUGCGCGGCGUUGGUUCAGGCCACGCCGUAUUAUAAGAUGAAGGCGGGGCUUGUGAGUGAGCUGGUGAGGGCGUCGAGGAAAUUCUUGGUCCAUAAGAGUAAGAGAUUUAAAAAACGCAUACAAAGUUAAUACAAAAUAGUACAUUGCCAUAUGUACUAUUGUGCGGAAAAAAGGAAAUUCGAAACGAGUGGCGAUAAACUAAAACACGUUACGAAUUCCGUUACAAUGGUCCUGCCAGUCAGUGCUGAUUAUACCCGACGGUACAGCCAGCAGUUUCGCCGCUUCCUCCAUCUGCUGUACUACGCGCGCAGCAAAAAUCCAAGCGUACUUGAAGCCCUGGAUACAUAGUAAUUCCUUGUUUAGUAGAGACGGCGGGUUGAUGGGAUUUGAUGCUGCUUAAUCCUAAGCGAAAGCCUGGCAAAAGAGAGUAUAAAUUAAUAGGGGCGCCACCGUCUAUGUAAACCGUUUUGCAUGUGGCAACUAUUGAGUCACUUUGGUAUGAGAGCAGUAAGUGUUGAUAUGAUAAAAAAAUAGUUCUAUUACAGGAAACCUUAUGUCUCCUUGUGAUGUACAAAGUCGUGGAAAGUGGCAAAAUAUAAGGUAAUUAGCUAUUAGCUAAUUAGCUAUUGCAUUGGCUGUUAUAAAAUAAAAAUUUAUAAUAAUAAACUAAUUAUAGCAGUAAAUAUUAGUUAAUGUUUUAUUUAUUAUUAUAUAAUAAUUACAUAUCGACUAAUAUAAUAUUGUACUCCUGUAAGUUAUCGAUACUGUCAUUAUGAAAUUGUCAAGCCCUAGUGUAAACUAACAAUUUAGGUUUUUACACAAAAUAUUGAAAAUGAUUGACUAUUUUGAGGAAAUAUUGGCACACAGCAGAAGAAAACCUAAUAAUGGACUAUGUGAGUGCCUACUAAACAGUUUUAAGUUAUUAAUUUGACAAAAUAUCGUAAAGAAAAUUUCAAUCGGAAGAUCAU
Molecule: messenger RNA, 2284 nt
Organism: Leguminivora glycinivorella
Lineage: Eukaryota; Metazoa; Arthropoda; Insecta; Lepidoptera; Tortricidae
Product: HEAT repeat-containing protein 6-like
Exons: 7
Coding region: 144-1445 (433 amino acids)
Source: RefSeq, a predicted model, not a curated record